Molecule: messenger RNA, 2880 nt
Organism: Spirometra erinaceieuropaei
Lineage: Eukaryota; Metazoa; Platyhelminthes; Cestoda; Diphyllobothriidea; Diphyllobothriidae
Source: the annotation of a GenBank genome assembly
AUGACCGAUAACGAUCCUCAAACAAACUCUGUCGACCUCAAUACCCUCUCCUUCAAACUACCCCCUUUUACAUCGAGCAACCCCCGGGUUUGGUUUCGUCAAAUUGAGGCGGUUUUCCCAAGGAGCCGCAUUACUAGCGAACGCACCCGCUACUCUUCUGUGCUGCAGAGUCUCCCCUUCGACGUUGCCGUCGAUGUUGACGACCUCCUCGACCCCAUUCCUGCCAACGACUCGUACACCCAGUUGAAGAAUGCCGUCAUCCAGAGAGUGCCCAAGGCGGCUAAUCGGAUGCUACGAGAGCUGUUCACACAGGUAGGUCUGGGUGAUCAAACCCCUUCGCAGCUUAAGCGCCACAUGCAUUCAUUACUGGCUGGUCGUCAUAUGGACGACGACCACAUCUUUCGACAAAUCUGGUUGGAUAAAUUGCCAGUUCCUAUGCAGCAGGUUUUGUCUAUGCUGGACAUAAGCACCUCUGUAGACAAAGUUGCCAAUCAUGCCGACAGGAUCAGUGCUUGUUACCCGGUCGGCGCGACAUGCGCCAAUAUUCAACCGACCUCUACUUCCGACAGAUCUGAUAGAGUAGCCAUCGCCUGUCCAGAAGGCACUUCUUCAUUAGAACCCGACACUUCUUGUGUGGAGCGGUCAUCCUGUCUUUGCUCAUCACGCAGAGCCACCACGUCAUCAGGUCCAUCAAGACAGCCGAACAGUCCUCACCGAGGCGAUUAUGACGACCUAAAAGACACUGUACGUCUUUUGUGCACACAAGUGGGCACCGUGUGCACUGCCAUAAAUAGUUUACAGUCAGCCAGAAACCAGUCACCCUCUCGCCGUCGUUCUAUAUCACGAGAGCGCCCCUCUACAACUCUGUGCUGGUAUCAUCGGGUUUACGGUCCGAAAGCACGCAAGUGCAUCCCUCCCUGCACAUACCUGCAGGCCUCACCACAGGGAAACGACCGCGCCAGCCAGUAACGGUGACAGCUACCGCUGGCCAGUCACGACCCAGUCGACUCUUUUAUAUCAGUGACAAAUCGAGCGAUCUCCGUUUCCUUGUCGAUACUGGUGCCGAGAUCAGUGCCAUCCCGCCUCCAAGGCGUCACCAUCUCUAGCCUUCGCAGUUCUCCUUGCAGGCUGACAAUAGCACCACCAUCAACACUUAUGGCCAACGGUCGCUCACACUUGACAUCCGUCUUCGGCGACGUUUCCAGUGGGUCUUUGUGAAGGCCGACGUCAAAUUUCCCAUCAUUGAGGCAGAUUUCCUGACACAUUUUGGCCUUGCAGUCGACCUUAAGCAACGCAAAAUUAUCGAUACCACAACCACACCCUUUAACGUGGGCAUUGCUGCUUCUGAACCCUUGUUUAGCAUUCAGUUGAACGUACCAAGCUCACCCUUCGCUGACAUUUUGAAGGGCUACUCGUCCCUCACUAAGCCCUGUCAGUUCACCGGGGAGGUUCAGCAUACGGUUAAACAUCACAUCAUCAUCACGGGGCAACCUGUUUACGCUCAUCCUCGCCGUCUUCACCCCGAAAAACUUCGGAUAGCAAGGAACGAAUUUGAGCAUAUGAUGAAUCUAGGAAUUAUUCGUCCUUCCUCCAGCCCAUGAGCCUCUCCCCUCCACAUGGUACCCAAUAAAUCGACUGAUGAUUGAAGACUAUGCGACGACUAUCGCGCACUCAACAGAGCCACUGUUCCCGACCGAUACCCUAUUCCCUAUAUGCAUGAUUUUUCUCACACGCUAGCUGGAGUAACUAUUUUUUUCCAAAAUAGACCUCGUGAGAACACACCACUAGAUUCCGGUCGAGAAAGAAGACAUCCCCAAGACCGCCGUUACAACGCCUUUCGGUCUGUUUGAAUUCCUUUGCAUGCCUUUUGGUUUGCGUAACGCGGCCCAAUCCUUCCAACGCUCCACCGAUGAGGUCUUACGGGGACUUUCACUCACGUAUGUCUACAUUGACGACAUACUCGUCGCAAGUUCUUCGGCAGAGGAACAUGCCUCGCACUUGCGCCAGAUAUUCGAUCGUUUCCAGCAACAUGGUUUGCAAUUGAACGUCGACAAAUGUAUCUUUGGCGUCUCUUCUUUAGAUUUCCCUGGUCACCACGUCGACCAGCAUGGAAUCACACCGCUGCUAGAGAAGGCGCACAGCAUCCUGUCAUUCCUUGCCCCCAAGACUCUAACUCAGCUGCGGCGUUUUAUAGGCCUUCUUAACUAUUACUGACGUUUUAUCCCUCACUGUGCGGCGACCCUAGCUCCCUUAACUGAUCUUCUGAAGUCUAAGGCAAAGCCGAUCGAACUUCCUCCAGCAGCUCACUCAGCCUUUGAGGCAGCUAAGAAAGCUCUUGCCGAUGCCACUUUGCUGCAUCAUCUCAGUUCUGACCCUCACGCACAGCUGAUAUUGACCACUGACGCCUCCAAUAGUUCUAUCGGCGCAGUCCUGCAUCAACAGGGGAAUAAUCAGUCGCGGCCAUUGGCUUUCUUUUCACAGAAGCAACAACCGGCGAAGACUCGCUACAGUACUUUCUCUCGCGAGCUCCUUGCCAUCUGCUUGGCCAUUCGUCAUUUUCGACACCUCUUAGAGGGCAGAGAUUUUUCGGUUCACACCGACCACAAACCUCUCAGUUACGCCCUCAAGGCCAAGCCAGAUCGUUACUCUCCCAGGAAAGUUCGUCAUUUGGAUUACAUCUCGCAGAUUACUGCAGAUAUCCGCUACGUCCGAGGCAGCGACAACGUCUUUGCUGAUGCAUUAUCCCGUCCGGACAUCAACACAUUUACAUCCGAUUUCGACCUGGCGAAGCUUGCAGACCUCCAAUCAGGCGACAAGUCCAUUGACGACCUGCGUUCUACUACUGCUCUGCGACUUCGAGAUGCACCACUUCCCGCAUAA